UUGACCUCCAGGGCGUCCACAGCAGUGUUUAACAGGCACAAAGGGAACUCUUGCAAGUAUCUCCUGUUUACAUGCCAGAUUCCCCUGCUUGUUCACACAAUGUUCAAAAGGCACAAGUCCCUGGAACGCAAGAGGGAAUUGUUAUUCCAGGGACUUCAACAGUCCACAAUGAAGAAUAAUACAAGAAAUUUCCACUCUUUGUCACAACUUGUACUCUCAGCAGGCCCACUCAAAACUACUACAGCAGUCAAACAUUCAAAAACAACUCACUUUGAGAUCGAAAUACUGGAUGCUCAUACAAGAAAACAAAUAUGUAUUGUGGAUAAGGUCACACAAACUUCAACUAUUCAUGAUGUCAAACAGAAGUUUCACAAAGCAUGUCCAAAGUGGUACCCUUCUCGAAUUGGCCUACAACUAGAAUAUGGUGGCCCAUAUUUGAAGGACUACAUCACAGUUCAAAGUGUCGCAGCUUCUUCGAUUAUCACACUCUAUUUUACAGACUUGGGUCAACAAGUCGGGUGGACCACAGUCUUUUUGGCUGAAUACUCAGGACCUCUGUUAAUAUACCUUCUUUUUUACUUGAGGAGCUCAUACAUAUAUGAUGUCAAGGAGAGCUCUAGAUGGCCCCGGCACCCUGUGGUACACUUGGCUUGCUUCUGUCAUUGUAUCCACUACAUCCGACACCUUCUGGAAACUUUAUUUGUUCACAAAGUUUCUACAGGACACAGUCCUGUGAAAAACUUGAUAAAGGGUUGUGCAUUUUAUUGGGGAUUCACUUCUUGGAUGGCUUAUUAUAUUAAUCACCCAAGAUAUACACCACCAUCAUUUGGAAACAGGCAAAUAAUGGUGUCUGCUAUCAACUUUUUGUUCUGUGAAGCUGGGAAUCAUUUCAUCAAUACAGUAUUGGCUCAUCCAAAUCACACAGGUAGCAAUGCCUGUUUCCCAAGUCCAAAUUACAACCCCUUUACAUGGUUGUUUUUCCUGGUUUCCUGUCCUAACUAUACCUAUGAGAUUGGAUCCUGGAUUAGUUUCACAGUCAUGACCCAGACACUUCCAGUUGGUAUUUUCACAAUCUUAAUGACCAUCCAGAUGUCUCUGUGGGCACGAAAGAAGCAUAAAAUAUAUCGGAAGAAGUUCAACUCAUAUGUUCAUAGGAAAUCAGCCAUAAUUCCACUCAUAUUAUAAGUAAAUAUAGCUAUUCUAACCUGAGCAAGAAAUGCAGAAUAUAAAUUCACUAAAAAAGGCUUAGGAAGUGAUUGCCUAUUAUAAUGCAACAAUUGAUGAAUAACAAUAUUUUAAUGAAAUAGAAAUGGAAUUUCACUAAAUUUCUGUUGUGAACUAGAGUUAAUAAAAAGCAGGAAUUAAUCUAAGCAUGAGGACUUAUCGCUGAUUCCCAGCCUAUUGAAAGUUGAGUCAGGAGGAUUGCCUUGAGUGAGAGUUCAUACAUAUAAAUUUAUGAUGGAAAGACAUCAGUACAAUGAGAAUGAGAAAAAUAAAACUGAUGUUAUCAAUACAAAUAUUAAAAUAACAUUGAAUUAUUUGCAAGAGCUUGAUCUCAAAAUAGUCUUAUUGCCUUAAUAUGUCAUAGCAGUAUUAUAUAGGGUAAUUAAUUGAAUUAGCAGGAUUCUGGGCUGGCCACCUGGAUUGGUGCUUAGUAUUUUCUUGUUCUUCUCAGAACUUUCCAUAUUCUGUUUACGCCUCAGAAACAUCUAUUAUUAUUCCCUUAGACUUUGUCGCAUCUUAUUUUGUUGUUGUUCAUGUUAUUGAAAUGUUUCCAGUUUUACAUCGUUUGACACUCAAAACAGCAACACAAACACUGUCACCUCCCUGCAGGAAACUGCAAACCUCAGACUUUCAAAAAAUUAACAAUUUGUUUUGUUAUUCCUCAAAUUUAUUGUUUUUUUAAAUCUAUAUGAAAACAUUAUAGACAGGCACAUCUUGGCUUAGAUAGUGAAAAGAUGGCCUAGUUCAUAUGAAUAUAAAGAAUUUAUAGGUACUAAUGAAAACCAAUUAGAUGCAAGUAACAUAAACAGUUCUAAGUUUACUUCAUACAUCACUGUUUUAUCCUAUGGCUACAUGGAACAUAUAUGAUAAAUAUCCAAUCUGCAAUACCCAGUCAAUCACCCAAUUUGUACAUAAAAUGGUGGUGAAUUAUUUAUGUCCAAUGACACUCUCACAGACUAAUGUAGCUCUUAGUCUGUUGAUCUAUUAUUGUAUUUCAUAUAUAGAAAAAAGAGUGCGUUUAGUAUGGUUUUGUGAAGAAAAAAGUACUCUUUGAGACAAGACCAGGUUGGUUCCUGAUCUCAUAGUAAAACAUGCUACUGCCUCAUUACUUCAAGGUUCGUACAAAGGAAAAAAAAAGAAAAACCAGAUAUAUUCUCAAGUAGAAGUAGAAAACAAAACAAAACUGAGCAUCUUUCAGUUUCCAUAUAUUAAAAAUGUAAUUGGUAGUGCUCUUGACAAACCGUAGCUUUGCACAUUCUGUUUGAAGUUUGUUAAAAAUAGUAGUUUAUGGAUUAGAACUGAAACUCUUGACAACUGAGUUUGUUAGACAUCAUAAAAUUGGAAAUAAAUCUAAUGUAUUUAGAAGGAACACUACAGUUAAUCUACUAAAACCAUUAGGGUUUAUGCAUAUGUGCUUAGACCUGAAAUUCCAAAAAUGUAAUGGUUUCAACAUGCCACAAUUUAGGUCAAAUAUAAUUAUAUAAUGUACCUAGAGAGAUAAACAUAAAAAACAAGGUCUUCAACAUAGUUAUAUAAUGUACAUAGAGAGAUAAACUUAAAAAAAAAAAAAAACAAAAAAAAACAAGGUCUUGAAGCAUCAGCUGAAAUACUAGACUUCAUUGCCUUAGUUUAUCAACUUUAGCCAGAAUCAUUUAAUACACAAAUUAUACUUGGAGUAUAAUUGGUUAUAUUUGCUUGUCUUUUUUUUUUUUUUUGGAUAAACAAUUUUAUUCUAUAUAUUCCUCUCCAAACUCCUCAUGUCUACACCCACAACUCUUUGCCUAUUCUUCCCCCCACCCCUCUCUCAGCAUUGUGACCUGCAGACUUGACUUGGGAGUUUUGCCUCAUCUCUGUGAGCUCACAUAGUCAGCCUGAUGAGUUUGAAGAAACUGUUUCCUCAGAGUUCUCUAUCGUUUCCGGGCUCUUACAAUCUUUCCAUCUCCUCAUUGGCAUAGAUGUCUAAGUCUUAAGGAAGGGGGUUUACUUAAGUUAAAGCUUAUAUCUUUAUUAAAAUGCUGUCUCUAAAAUGUAAGCGAAGUUAUAAAAUUCCUGAUUUUGCUUGUGUGUUGACAUUUUGCCAGGAAUGAAUUGAAAUUUUAAGAUGUUUCAGCUCAAAUUAAAAUUACUGGUCUCAGAUCAGGUCAAAAUUCAGCUAUUGGUUUAUGUCAAUUAUAGCAAUUUUGCUGCUGAAAUAAAAUUUUUCCUUGAAUUAAUAAUGAUGAUUCUUCUAUUUAUAUUGUUUACAGCAUAAUAGUCAAGAAAAUCCUAUGGUUUCCUCAAUAUAUUUGAAGCAAAUAUAGCAAAUAUUGCUUUAUAGGUUCAAUUAAAGUUACUUGUAGCUAAGUUGACAUAUACCAUCUGUGUAUAACAAUAAUAAUUAAUAAUAGAGUUUCUAAAGGCUGUUUAAAAGUUAAUUUUUGCCCAGAUUCAUAUAGAACUUUAUAAUUCCCCUUGGUUUCAAGGAGCCUCAGUAUAGAAAGUCCCAAAGACAGUAUUUCUUGCUAACAGGGAUACUUUAUUUUUUAAAUACUUUUUGGUGAUGAUGCAUGAGAACUGUAUAAUGAUACUUGGAAUUAUUUACAAAAUCAAUGUACAAGUAACUUGGAAUGACUUUUACCAAAAAAAGGAAUACCUAUUCCUGAAUUGAGCAAGAAACAAAGACCUCUAAUGUGCCAAAAUAAAGUAAAAUUUGUAUAAUAUAGUAAAAGGAAUCAAGCUAAUCACAAAAUUGAUUUCUUUUCUUUGGGGUCAUCACUCUACCAGCUUGGAAAGAUGUGUGGUAUCUCAGAAGAAUGCUGAAAUUUGAAUUUUGUUCUAUAAUUAAUUCUCUACUUGUUAUAACAUCUCCACAUGGAACAAUUUUCACAGUAAUUGAUCAAACAUGUAAACAUUUAUAUAGACAAGACUUAGGUAACCCCAUAGGCAUCUAUAAAGUAGAAUAGAGGGUCACUGUGAGAAAGCUUAUAAUGCUACACAUGAGCCCACACACAAUGAAGAGCUAUCCACUUGAGUAGACUCACAGUGCCAACACUCAAGGAUCUUGGCUACUUAAGAUAGCUUAUAUGCCUAUAGUUAUAUUUGUGAUAAUAGGAAGAGACAUUUUCUAAAAAUAAAUUCAUACAUAUAUACAAAUACUCAGAACUGGUUCAUAGUCUAACUCAACUUUGUUUGUUUUGUUCAUGCUGUACUGUCUUUUGAUUUUACGCUGCCAUAUUUACAAACAUUAUUAAUUUUUAUUUUAUGAAUAUUUGCAAGAAUGAGUUAUAUAAAUAAAUUCACUGUAAACUCAGUCACCCACAUGCCUUGGCAUUGCAGUGAGGAAAGAAGUCAAAGCCCUUCCUAUUUAAACCAUGGUCAAGCCCACGUUUUUAUUCUCUACUUCUCCUGUGUCUCCUAUCUGUUGAUUUAGUCUGCCUCAUGUGUGUCUCUUGUAUGCUUACGAAUCUGAGUCUGCCUGAAGACUGUUUUGUCUUGAGGAUCCACCAUCUGUUCCUGUGUCUUUGCCUUGAGUGAAAGGUUUUUGUUGUAUAUUUAUUGAACAGAUCAGAAAGCUUCACAUGGGGGGAAGAAAUGAAUGAUACUCUGGAUAAAAACUCAACAAGUAAGUUUCAAAUGUGUUAGUCCCCCCAAAAGGAACUCAGAAAUAAUAAAGGAAUAAU
Molecule: messenger RNA, 4883 nt
Organism: Mus pahari (shrew mouse)
Lineage: Eukaryota; Metazoa; Chordata; Mammalia; Rodentia; Muridae
Gene: Tecrl
Product: trans-2,3-enoyl-CoA reductase like
Exons: 12
Coding region: 100-1185 (361 amino acids)
Biological process (GO): very long-chain fatty acid biosynthetic process
Molecular function (GO): oxidoreductase activity, acting on the CH-CH group of donors
Source: RefSeq, a predicted model, not a curated record